AAGAAGAAAGCGACGCCGUGUAGAGCACCCAAGCCAACGACAUUUAAAUUGAUUUAUAUUUGUAUAAAAAAAAAUACUUGACAAGAAAAAUUCUGUAUAAAGCGAAAGGUGGGAAAAACGGCAGCAAAGCGCGUAAAACAUUAUAUUUACACUGACGAUACUACGACUAGAAGUUUCAAACGUUAAUAAUUACAAAUAAAUUGCGUUUUUAAUUGAACAAAAGGUAAAAAUAUAAAGAAAACAUUGAAAAAUGAAUGAUAAAGCGGAGGGAGUCGUAGCAUUGAGCGAUGGAGAGUGUGAUGGUACAGUUUCACCAACGCCUGCAACUGUACCCAAAAAGCGCGGUCGUCCUGCUAAUGCAGAAAAACCAAAGAAAGUCCCUACUGGACGCGGUAGAGGAAGACCAGCUAAGGGAGCAGAAGUGGCAAAUAAAAAACCAGCUAAAGCAGCCGUUUCCGCCGAUGGUAGUGAAGAAGAGGGCACAGCUAGUGAUGGCGGCAGUCCCUUGCCCAACGGUGAUGCUGUAGCAGAGGCUUCUCCGGGACGAGGACGUCAACCAAAGGGAAAACGUAAAUUAACUCAUACAAUUGAGGCCACGGGCAAAGGACGCGGACGUCCUAAGAAAAAUCCCAAACCCGAAGUGGCCGAUGAUGCUGACGAAGGCGCCGACGACAAUGAAGAUGGUGCAUCUAGCGAUUAUAAACCGGGCAAAAAGGGCACAACCACCAAAGCGGCCAAAAAAGGACGCGGACGUCCUAAAAAAGUGCAGAAUAGUGAUGAUGAAAGUUCUGAUGACAAAAUGGAAGAUGAUGAGGAAAAGCGUCCAGUGGGUCGUCCUUCAUCCGGUGGUGUCAAUCUUAAUAUUGCUCAUAGUGGACGCGGUAAGGGACGUCCGAAAAAGGAAGUAGCCGCUAAACGGGUUGCUGAAGCAGAAAAUGGUGGCGGUGAAACAACAAAAAAACGUGGAAGACCCGCAACAUCAUCCGCUAAGCCAUAUGUACCUACUGGAAAACCACGUGGUCGCCCUAAAAUGGCGGUUCAAGGCAAAGGUUCACAAGAUGACGAAGAUGAUGAUGAUGAAAAUCCCUCAGAAAAAGUUGCAGAAAAUUCAGCUGACGACGAUGAGGAAGAUGAGAAAAUGAAAAGUGACGAUGAGGAUGCAAAUUAAAUGAGCAUCUAACUCAUAAAAAGCAUUAUUUACAUUCAAAAUACAACACAUUAAAAGGAACAAAUUUAACUUGUACUAAAAAAAUGUAUGAAAUGAAAGUAUAAUUAUAUAUUUAAAGUCAUUUAAAGUAAAACUCAAAUUUAAAGAAAAGAAUACAUUAAAAAUGCUGCAAUAUCAAGUGUCAGUAAAUACUU
Lucilia cuprina (Australian sheep blowfly) is the source of this 1362-nucleotide messenger RNA. RefSeq names its product chromosomal protein D1. Bases 251 to 1168 code for a protein of 305 amino acids. The record is from RefSeq and is a predicted model, not a curated record. The transcript is spliced from 3 exons. Lineage: Eukaryota; Metazoa; Arthropoda; Insecta; Diptera; Calliphoridae. Gene Ontology annotation, molecular function: DNA binding.